AUCUAGAUGGCUAAUCUCAAUGUAUAUUUGAAGUUGUAUUGCUAAGAAUCAACACUUAACGUGUCAACGGGAGGGGAGGAAGGGGGCCUCCUACCCAUAUGCUACAGGGCGUGCUCCAGAAGAAGUCACAGCCGGGCUGACUAAGUCAUAGGCAAAACUUCCCCUCCACUCGUGAUCAGUGGGGUUCGCUAGAGAAGUUGACUACGGGCUAAGUCAGGGCCCCGGCUGCUUGCUGAAGGCUUGUAGUGCUUGAUCAUGUGACGCCACGUCGUUGAAGAGCUGUAGGAAGGAUAUGGACAUAGAGGCACAACAUGACAAUCGAAAUUGUGCGCGCAUAUUACAGCCAGACCACAUAUAGUCCCGUCCAUGACUCAGUUCUGAACACGCCUUGAGCCCACUGCACGAACCGUUAAAAACUCCUCGAGGGUCCAUAUUGGAUCCAUGGUGGAAGGUCAAGAGUGGCGCCUCGUAUCAGCAGGGUUCACCUGUCAAUAAGUAUGCAGUGCAUUGUUGCAGGUUGAGCGAUGAGGGCAUGUUAAUGCAUGCUGACUUUCAAGCGGGGUGGCGAACACCACUACAAGCUCGCCAACCAUGGAAAGCAAAUGGGUGGCGCGGCAGGUCAGGGUGGCAACAAAGUUCAGGAAGCGCACCCAGGCUGUCUCACUUCUAAGCGAGGAACACUACCUCCGGGAUGACAUCCCUUGUGGGGCGCAAGAUUGCCCUAGCGGCUGCCAGCAAGAGAGCCCCCCCUUGUCGAGACAGGCGUCUCACUACUUGAUACCAGACGCCCAAGCCGUCCUUGACUACCAGGAGAUUCUCGAGCUACCCCAGCUCACUGGGGUCAUCUACCUGGCCUCCGUGAUCAAAGAAGUGCUUCAGAAGGUGAAUCAGCGGAAGACCCCUCGUUUGAAAUCCCUCUACUCCGACCGGCGCCGCCAGAGCUCCUUCUUCGACGACCAGCACUGCCUCUACACGUGGCUCAUGCGCCAGGACUACACCCCCAAACCCGACCAUCCCUCGAAAAGCAUUUCUCCUCACCCAAUCAACGGAAGCCAAAACAGGGGGAUCCCUCCGAAGAAGCACGGGCUAGACGCUGGUAUCCAGGCCACUGCGGCGUGGUUUGCGGAGCACUUGCAGCAGCGGACGCUGAUUGUGGUGCUGUCCGACCAGCUGACGGAGGCGUCCGAAGGCGUCCGGCAGCGGCUGCUGAGGACAGGCGUGCAGGUUCUGAGCGGCUCCGAGUACUUCCAUCGGUUCUGGCGGCACGACUCCGAGGUGCUCGAGCUCUUCGAGGCGUUGGACCAUUCUCGGACAGAGGCAACAGAAGCUUUGCCUUCUGAGCCCCGGGCAACCAUCGGGAAGGGAACUUCCUAUCCUCCAUUUCUUCCAGCUCACGCGAUCGAGGACGGUCUUUCGGACGGCACCAUCCGUGUCGGUGUCUUCCAAGUCAGCCGCCAAGCCCCGGACGAAGCAUUCGUUCGACCGAGCAACAAGGGGGAGGCCUCUCGUCACGAGAUCUUCAUCCCGGGGCGGCGCCUGCAGAACCGGGCUUUGCAAGGGGACCUGGUCGCGGUACGACUUCUCCCUCGCGAGCAGUGGCGCAGCCCCAAGGUCGGUCGACCACGUGGCUCCCACGUGGCGGAAGCAGCCGCUGUUCCGUCGGAAGACCCGAUAUUGGGGCCGGAAGAAGAGGAGGUCGAAGCAGAGCUGGAGACAGGCCCUGCCGAGGCCCAGUCAAACGACGAAUUACUUAAGGAAGGCUUACCUGGCGAAGGUUCCCUCCGGCAAACGGUGACCGGAGAAAGAAGCGGGCAGUCAAACGGGACGCCGAAAGUUGGGGUUGGAACUGCAGAAAGAGGGGGAAUGGAAGGAAGUUCACACGCGGAGGGGGAAGAGAAGCAGGGGGAAAGAGUGCCCACUGGAGAGGUGGUGGGGAUAGUGCAGCGGGCGGCGAGGGACUACGUGGCGUGUUUGCAGAAGGACGAUGAAAAGAGCUUGGGUUCCACUGACAGCGGCCGGACCGAGGCCGUUCUCGCCGUUCCUAUGGACCGUCGGAUCCCCUUUGUGAGAUUGCGAACGCGCCAGGUGGCGCGCCUGGCCGGCCAGCGGUUCGUCGUGCGGGUCGACGGCUGGGAGCGCGACACGGCGUUCCCGCAUGGACACGUGGCACGCCUGGUUGGCCCGAUUGGCGACCUGAGAGCGGAGAGCGAGAGCCUGCUCGUGGAGAACGGCAUCGAGGUGGCGCCGUUCAGCACCGGGGCGCUGCAGGAGCUUCCCCCCACGCCGUGGAGCAUUCCCCGGGUGGAGAUCUCGGCGCGACGCGACUUGCGGCACGAUCACCGGGCCUGCAGCAUCGACCCCCCGGGCAGCAAGGACGUGGACGACGUGCUGUCCGUAAGAUGGCUGCCCGACGGCACUGCUGAGGUGGGCGUUCACAUCGCGGACGUCUCCUACUUCGUCCGGCACAAUAGCCUAUUGGACCUCGAGGCGCGAGCUCGUGGCACGACGGUGUAUUUGGUCGACCGGCGCUUCGACAUGCUCCCAAAACUUCUGGCGGAGGACCUUUGCUCGCUCGUGGGCGGCCAGGAUCGCCUCGCGGUCAGCGUGGUCUGGCACGUGGACCCAUCUGGCCCGUCGAUCGUGGGCCGACCCUGGUUCGGGCGGACGGUUAUACACAACCGGCAUCAGCUGAGCUAUCCGCAGGCGCAAGCGAUUUUGGACGGUCGGAACUGUCCGGAGGUGUCCGGUGGGGAGUCCGAGCGCGGGCUCCUCCAGCUGGACCUCUCCCUGCUGGCCGCCCUGUCGCGGGCCCUUCGGGGCCGCCGCGAGGCCGCGGGCGCGCUGGAGCUCGCGAGCGCGGAGCUCCGGUUCGAGACGGAUGCCGCGACCGGGGCGCCGAUGAAGGUCAUCACCAAGCAGGAGCUCCAAGUCAACUGGGUGGUCGCCGAGCUGAUGAUUGCCGCCAACUCCGCCGUCGCCGAGCGCAUCUUCUCCACCUUCCCGUCGACGUCACUCUUGCGUCACCACGCCCCUCCGCGCCCCGACGGCUUCGACCGGCUGCAGGAGUGCUUCGAAGCGUACGGCCUGGGCCCCCUUGACGUCAGCAGCAACCGCGCGCUCGCGCAGUCGUUGGAUCGCACCCGGGCGCUCGAUCUGACGGUCCAGAACGCGCUGCGCGCGAUCGCGACGCGGGCAAUGUCAGAGGCGCAGUAUAUCUGCACGGGGGCGGCCUCGAACGGCGGGGGUUUGGAGGGUUCCAGCGGGUUUUACCACUACGGCCUCGCGUUGGAGUUCUACACUCACUUUACGUCGCCCAUCAGACGGUACGCCGACGUGCUUGUGCAUCGGCAAUUAAUCGCGGCACUGGAAGACGGUGGGUUAAGAAACGGGUCAGCGUCUAGUUUCCCUGAGCGAAACGCGGAGCCGGUUAGAAGAGGGUUAGCGAGCGCCCCGAAGCUGGAGGAGAUCGCGGACCAUUUGAACGAGCGGCACCGCGCGAGCAAGCGCUCGCAGAAGGACUGCUCAGAGCUGUACCUUUUACUAUACUUACAAAACCACACGUCAGCGGAAAAGGCUAUCGUUACCAGCGUGCACCCACACGGGCUCAUGGUCUUCGUCCCCAAGUACGACCUGCGGGGCCCUGUUUACCUGCGCGACAAGGCCGGCAAGCUGGUGCCGCCGAGCGACGGCGCCGAAAACGGGGCCUGGGGGACCGCCCACUUGGCGCUGCAGAAAGAGGGAAACAGUUUGCGGGUUUCGGACGUGCGGACCGGGAGCGUGGUGCAUUCGUACGGGCUGAUGCAGGCGGUGUGGGUGGAGUUACGAGCGGACGGGUCGCGGUCGCACAUGCCGACGCUCAAGAUCCGGCUGCUGGCGGACUCGCAUCCGGCUGUCCGAGCCGCAGCGGCGGCCGAGGCAGAAGCCGACUUCCUGAGCCGGUACGGCGGAUCCGUGGGAGCGGUGCCACGUGGCAGAGGCCCAGUAGCGGGAACGCGGGCGGCUGCGAUUGCUGCGAUGGGCCGAGAGGCGGAGGAGACGGCAAAAGCCGAGCAGAUGAAAAGGGACGAAGAGACGGCACGUGCCAUCCAGGCGCUCGAGAUGGGCGCGGCCGCAGCCGGGCAGCUUCCACGUGGCACGCGGCCAAAGCAGCGGCAGUCCGUACAUGACGUCAUUGAGAGCUUUAAGCGGCUCGUCAUUGAAGAGAGAAGGGGAGACCAGGAAGUGUCUUUGGAGCUGGCACGCGCGAGCACCACCGAGCUUUUGAUGGGCGUUCGCACUCACGAGACAAUCAGGCUCAGGCGGCGGCUUUACUUGCUACAGAGGCGCGCAAGCCAGGCACGUGCAAAGAGAAUACGUUCUACACUGGCCGACACAGACAGUCGACAAACACGACGAGAGGUCCGGGAGCUAAAGGCUCGAGUGGCAGCUCGAAAGAUCGUUCCCGUUGAAAAGGUCUGACAAACUGGAGCUCCCUCCAUCAGCAGAAGGUCAAAUUGUUCUUUUCUGCCUUGAGUAUAUUGGGGCAAGUGGUAGAAUUUUACAUCUAUGAUGCGUGCACAACAUUUGUGGUACUGACGGUGCAGUUGCACAUACCGGGUUGCGCAAGGUUUGACUCUAAGGUCCUAACGACAGAUCUUGUAGAGUGACAUAUCAGGGAAAUGAUAUUGCUGGAGCUAGUGGCCGGCCGGAUGGGUCCAGCCUAAUUUGUGGUCUUAUAACCACUGGUCGCGGCAGGAUCUUGUACAAGCACUCGAAGUUGGGUACGUGCGCCUCAUCG
Messenger RNA from Klebsormidium nitens, 4777 nucleotides. Lineage: Eukaryota; Viridiplantae; Streptophyta; Klebsormidiophyceae; Klebsormidiales; Klebsormidiaceae. The record is from the annotation of a GenBank genome assembly.